This is a messenger RNA of Leptidea sinapis, 1311 nucleotides long. RefSeq names its product chromobox protein homolog 1-like. NCBI's taxonomy places the organism in Eukaryota, Metazoa, Arthropoda, Insecta, Lepidoptera, Pieridae. The transcript has 6 exons. The record is from RefSeq and is a predicted model, not a curated record. The coding region runs from base 220 to 753 and encodes 177 amino acids. Gene Ontology annotation, molecular function: chromatin binding. Gene Ontology annotation, cellular component: nucleus; pericentric heterochromatin. Gene Ontology annotation, biological process: chromatin organization; negative regulation of transcription by RNA polymerase II.
UACCGCCGCGUAAACCAUGAAGUCGACACCUAGGUACUCGAACCGCGAACGGCAAGUUGUGUGUUGUGUUUACAAGUGCCUACAUGUACAUAAAGGCAUAACUCAUUUAUCAUUUUAAUAAACUUCGACUUAUAAAUACACUAGUUUUAGUUAUUGUGCUUCGUAUAGAUCAUUCUUGAAUUAUGCUUCAAAAUGGCGGGCUAUGCUAUCUAUUGAUUGAUGGCGGAGAAGAAGAAAGAAGGAGAGCCAGAGGGUGAAGAGGAAUUUUCUGUAGAGAAAGUUUUAGAUAGACGUAUCAGAAAUGGCAAGGUUGAGUAUUAUUUGAAGUGGAAAGGAUACAACGAUGAGGAUAACACAUGGGAACCUGAAGAGAACUUAGAUUGUCCAGACCUUAUUCAAAUAUUUGAAGACGCCCGUAAGAAGAAAGAAUCAGAGGGAAAAGGUGCUAAAAUUGAAAAGGAUGCAAAGAAGAGAAAAUCUACAGCUACACCUGAUUUAAAGGGUGCAAAAAAAAGUAAAAGUGAUGAUAAAAAAGUAUCUGGUUUUGACCGUGGAUUGGAACCAGAAAAAAUUAUUGGUGCUACUGACAGUAGUGGUGAGCUUAUGUUUCUCAUGAAGUGGCAGGGAACUAAUGAAGCAGAUUUAGUGACAGCCAAGCAGGCUAAUGUAAGAUGCCCGCUAGUUGUGAUACAGUUCUAUGAGGAGAGGUUGACAUGGCACAACCCUUCUCCAGAUGAUUGCAAUAAUGAAUAAAAGGAAAAUCUGAGAAAUUUAAGAUUACUUAAACAUAAUAUUAAGCUAUUUUUAAUGUAUCUUUAUAUAUUCAUACAAUGUGGUACUACAUUGCAUUAUUUGUUGCCUUUACAGCAGAACUAGGGCUUCCAAUCCUGAGAUCUCGGUAUUGCGGGAUCCCGGAUUUAUCAGUUUAAAAUGUGUUUUUUUUGGUUGAUUUUUUUAUUUUACUUUGUGUAUUUUUUGAAAACGAUUUGUUUUGUUUUGCUUUUUAUUCAGAAUUUGUUAUUGUUUUCUUUUGUGAAAAAAACUAUAAUUUGAUUGAUCUCAUUUUGAUAGUAUAAUAUGUACGUAAAUAAAUGUGGAGUUGAUAAAUUUAUUGUUUUAAAAUGUGCUUAUUUUCAAUAUGCGGGGUCCCGCGGGAUUGAAAAUUCGUAGUCCCGCAAAUGCCGAGAUUGAAUACAGACUGCGGGAUUGGAAGCCCUAAGCAGAACCUCUAUAGUUCAAACCCCUUCUAAUCCGAACAUCUCUGUAAUCUGAAUGCAUUACUCACUAAAUAAAUGUGAAAGGGCUGACCUA